AUGGGAAGAUUCUCACACAACGUCAGAUCACUUAUUUUGUUAUUAGUCAUUUUACUACUAUGGAAAGCAAAAGGUGGUACAGGUGAAAAAGGUGGAAGAGGUGAUCAUGCUCCGAGAGGCUUUGGAGCUGGUGGGGAUUUUCAUAAUAAUGUAGGAGGCUUGGAAGAGAAAUAUAGAGGAAUCGGAUGUGGUGGAGCAGGAGGCGGUGUUGGAGGAGGUGCUGGUGGUGGAGCAGGAGGUGGUGUCGGAGGAGGUGGUGGCGUAGGGGGAGGAGUAGGGGCAGGAGGUGGCAUCGGUGCAGGUGGAGGUGUUAGUGCAGGAGGAGGUGCUGGUGUAGGAGGUGGUAUUGGCGUAGGUGGAGGUGGAGGUGGUGGUGGGCGUGUAGGAGGAGGUGGUGGUGGUGGUGGAGUAGGAGGUGGUGUCGGAGCAGGUGGUGGUGCAGGAGGAGGUAUAGGGGCAGGAGGUGGUAUUGGUGCAGGUGGAGGUGCUGGUGCAGGCGGAGGUGGAGGUGGGCGUGUGGGAGGUGGUGGUGGUGGUGGAGCAGGAGGUGGUGUCGGAGCAGGUGGUGGUGCAGGAGGAGGAAUAGGAGCAGGAGGUGGUAUUGGUGCGGGCGGAGGUGUUAAUGUAGGAGGAGGAGCUGGUGCAGGAGGUGGCAUUGGCGUAGGUGGAGGUGGAGGUGGAGGUGGUGGUGGUGGUGUGGAGAGGAGCGGAGGGGGAGGCGGGCGUGUAGGAGGUGGUGGUGGUGGAGGAGUAGGAGGUGGUGUCGGAGGAGGUGGUGGGGCAGGAGGAGGGAUAGGAGCUGGAGGUGGUAUUAGUGCAGACGGAGGUGUUAGUGCAGGAGGAGGUGCUGGGGUAGGUGGAGGUGGAAGUGGGCGUGUAGGAGGUGGUGGCGGUGGAGGAGCAGGAAGUGGUAGUGCAGGAGGAGGUGCUGGUGCAGGAGGUGGUGUUGGUGCAGGUGGAGGUGUUGGUGGCGGAGUAGGAGGUGGUGCUGGUGGUGGUGUUGGAGGAGGUGGUGGCGUAGGAGGAGGUGUAGGAGCAGGAGGUGGUCUUGGUGCUGGCGGAAGUAUGGUGCAGGAGGAGGUGCUGGUGCAGGAGGUGGUAUUGGUGCAGGAGGGGUGGUGGAGGUGGUGUAGGAGGAGGUGUGUAGGUGGUGGUGCUGGAGCCGGAGGGGUGUUAGUACAGGUGGAAGUGUUAGUGUUGGAGGAGGUGCAGGUGCUGGAGGUGGUGUUGGCGUAG
Molecule: messenger RNA, 1236 nt
Organism: Neltuma alba
Lineage: Eukaryota; Viridiplantae; Streptophyta; Magnoliopsida; Fabales; Fabaceae
Product: glycine-rich cell wall structural protein 1-like
Exons: 2
Coding region: 1-1236 (411 amino acids)
Source: RefSeq, a predicted model, not a curated record